This is a messenger RNA of Pipra filicauda (Wire-tailed manakin), 1113 nucleotides long. It is a transcript of the gene IGF1, whose product is annotated as insulin like growth factor 1. The record is from RefSeq and is a predicted model, not a curated record. Gene Ontology annotation, molecular function: growth factor activity; hormone activity. Gene Ontology annotation, cellular component: extracellular region. The coding region runs from base 362 to 754 and encodes 130 amino acids. Lineage: Eukaryota; Metazoa; Chordata; Aves; Passeriformes; Pipridae. The transcript is spliced from 5 exons.
GUAAUGUAGAUAAAUGUGAGGAUUUUCUCUAAAUCCCUCUUCUGUUUGCUAAAUCUCACUGUCACUGCUAAAAUCAGAGCAGAUAGAGCCUGCGCAAUGGAAUAAAGUCCUCAAUAUUGAAAUGUGACAUUGCUCUCAACAUCUCACAUCUCUCUGGAUUUCUUUUUUCUCAUCAUUACUGCUAACAAAUUCAUUUCCAGACUUUGCACUUUUAAGAAGCAAUGGAAAAAAUCAACAGUCUUUCAACACAAUUAGUUAAGUGCUGCUUGUGUGAUUUCUUGAAGCUUUCUGAGGCAGUGUGCUAAACAGCUUUCUGCUUUACCUCCUCAGAACUGGGAACCAUCUUAAACUGCAGGUGAAGAUGCACACUGUGUCCUACACCCAUUUCUUCUACCUUGGGCUGUGUUUGCUUACCUUAACCAGUUCUGUUGCUGCUGGCCCAGAAACACUCUGUGGUGCUGAGCUGGUUGAUGCUCUUCAGUUCGUGUGUGGAGACAGAGGCUUUUACUUCAGUAAGCCUACAGGGUAUGGAUCCAGCAGUAGACGCUUACACCACAAGGGAAUAGUGGAUGAAUGCUGCUUCCAGAGUUGUGACCUGAGGAGGCUGGAGAUGUACUGUGCUCCAAUAAAGCCACCUAAAUCUGCACGGUCUGUACGCGCUCAGCGCCACACCGAUAUGCCAAAAGCACAAAAGGAAGUGCAUUUGAAGAAUACAAGUAGAGGGAACACAGGAAACAGAAACUACAGAAUGUAAGAACAUGCCAUCCACAAGAAUGAAGAAUGAAUGUGCCAUCUGCAGGAUACUUUGCUGUAAAUAAAUUAUUUGUUAAACAUUGGAAGACUUAAAAAAACCUUUGUUUUAAAAAGCUUGAUGCAAUCUCAACCAAUGGGCAUUCUCCCAGUGAACAAUGCAACUAAACAUUCCAAUAUUAAGUCUUUAGAGAACAGAACAUUUUAACCAGCCCAGAGCUAAAAUUUCUGUGGUUGAUAUAUUACUGUUUGUUAACCUUUUUUAAAUGUCCUGCACAAAAACUCUUAAAGUCCUGUGCCCCUCAAAUGCCUACAAAUUUAUGGGCCUUUGACGGAUCCAAUUGCACUAAAUUAACCUAUGAA